This is a messenger RNA of Menidia menidia (Atlantic silverside), 1353 nucleotides long. NCBI's taxonomy places the organism in Eukaryota, Metazoa, Chordata, Actinopteri, Atheriniformes, Atherinopsidae. The record is from the annotation of a GenBank genome assembly.
AUGGAUCCGUUCCGGGGCUUGUUUGUCAAACUGGACCAGAACAAGGAUGGGCUCAUAUCGCUGGAUGAACUCCACGAAGAGAUGAGGAAACAUGGGAUCCUGUCUGCGGAUGGAAAGGUCCAGAAUAUCAUUAAUUUAUAUGACAAAAACAAAGAUGGCCUUCUGGAUUACAAAGAGUUCCUCAGCUACAUGAUGGACAGAGAGAAGAAGUGGAAAAUUUACUUUAAUGACCUUGACAAGAACAAGUGUGGAGUGAUUGACCAGGAGGACAUCAUAUGUUUGUUUAAGGAAUUAGGAGUGGUCAUUUCAAAGCCCAAUGCAAAAAAAAUUAUACAAAUGAUGGAUAAGGACAGCUCCAUGACGGUGGACUGGGGGGAAUUCCUGCACCACAUCAUCCUAAACCCUGUGGACAACAUCGGGGAGCUGGUGUUGUCCUGGAAACAUAACCUGGUUUUCGAUGUGGGGGAGAGCCGUGCGAUGCCCAUCGAGUUCCCAGAGGAGGCGUCUGGAUUCGGGGCCUGGAGAACGUUUGUGCUGGCAGCCGGACUCUCCGAUGCCGUGUCCCGGACAGUGACAGCCCCCAUAGACCGUCUGAAAACCCAGCUUCAGGUCAGCGGGUCCAAGACCCUCUCGAGGGGCUUUCAGGAGAUGAGGGCAGGCGGUCUGCGGUCCAUGUGGCAAGGCAACGCCGUCAAUGUGCUGAAGGGAACGCCACAGUCCACACUGCAGUGCCUCAUCUACGCACAGAUGAAGGUUUACACACAAAACAGAAGCCAGGAGACUCUGACGGUGCAGCAGCGCUUCGGCUUGGGUUGCAUCUCGGGAGCAGUCGCUCAUGCUGUCUUCUACCCAUUAGAGGUGCUGAAGGUGAGGCUGAACCUGCAGCAGGCCGGCACGUAUCAGGGCGUCACGGCCUGCGCCCGAUCCAUCUACAGACAGGAGUCGUUAUCCUCCUUUUAUAGAGGUUUCAAGCCCAGCAUCCUCUGCAUGAUCCCCUAUGCCGGUGUGGAGUGUGCAGUUCACCAGUCAAUCAUGAGCUGGGCGAGAAGCAAUCCGGCCUACAACAGCGACUCCAAACUGUUUUUCUUCAGCUUCGUGGCCUUUGCCUCUGGGCAAAUGAGCAGCUACCCGCUGGCUGUGAUCCGAACUCAGCAGCAGGCCCAAGCUUACAGCUCAGGCUCUCAAUCUGCCUCGGGCGUAUAUUCCGGACUUAUUGGGAUAUAUGAGAGAAAUGGGUUUAGAGGAUUUUAUAACGGCAUGGGAGCCAGCUUCGUCAGAGCUGUUCCAUGUGCGCUGAUAAACUACACCCUGACCACCAAGUUUGAAAGUGUGUUUUCUUCCAUGGAGUCUUGA